This is a messenger RNA of Schistosoma rodhaini, 936 nucleotides long. NCBI's taxonomy places the organism in Eukaryota, Metazoa, Platyhelminthes, Trematoda, Strigeidida, Schistosomatidae. The record is from the annotation of a GenBank genome assembly.
AUGGCGGGUGACUUUCGAGCUGAGGCCAAAGAACUGGAUCAAUGGAUCGAUCAACUGUAUGAAUGUAAUCAGCUAACGGAAGCACAAGUUAAGUCCCUUUGUGAAAAAGCUAAGGAUAUCCUCACAAAGGAGUCAAAUGUUCAAAAUGUACGAAGCCCAGUCACUGUCUGUGGUGAUGUACAUGGUCAGUUUCAUGAUAUGAUGGAACUAUUUCGCAUUGGAGGAAAGUCUCCGAAUACCAAUUACUUAUUCAUGGGUGAUUAUGUUGAUCGUGGGUACUAUUCUGUUGAAACUGUUACUUUACUCGUGGCCAUGAAGGUUAGGUUCAAAGACCGAAUAACUAUCCUUCGGGGCAAUCAUGAAAGUCGUCAGAUCACACAAGUUUAUGGAUUUUAUGACGAGUGCCUUCGCAAAUACGGUAAUGCUAAUGUUUGGAAAUACUUUACCGACUUGUUUGAUUAUCUCCCACUAACUGCACUCGUUGACAAUUCAAUAUUUUGCUUACAUGGUGGUCUGUCACCUUCGAUAGAUACACUCGAUCAUAUUAGAGCUUUGGACAGGAUUCAAGAGGUUCCCCAUGAGGGUCCAAUGUGUGACUUAUUGUGGUCCGAUCCAGAUGAUAGGGGUGGUUGGGGUAUCAGUCCACGUGGUGCUGGUUAUACAUUUGGACAGGAUAUUUCAGAAACGUUUAAUCACAGUAAUAAUUUAACCUUAGUCAGUCGAGCACAUCAGUUAGUUAUGGAAGGCUUUAACUGGUGUCAUGAUCGAAAUGUUGUCACUAUAUUCAGUGCUCCAAAUUAUUGUUAUCGAUGUGGUAAUCAAGCAGCUUUGAUGGAACUGGAUGAUAAUUUGAAAUAUAACUUUUUGCAGUUUGAUCCCGCACCACGUAGAGGUGAACCACAUGUAUCAAGGCGUACCCCGGACUACUUCUUAUGA